Molecule: messenger RNA, 4953 nt
Organism: Paraphaeosphaeria sporulosa
Lineage: Eukaryota; Fungi; Ascomycota; Dothideomycetes; Pleosporales; Didymosphaeriaceae
Exons: 14
Coding region: 1-4953 (1650 amino acids)
Biological process (GO): maintenance of protein location in cell cortex; microtubule cytoskeleton organization; dynein-driven meiotic oscillatory nuclear movement
Cellular component (GO): cell cortex; mitochondrion
Molecular function (GO): tubulin binding; phospholipid binding
Source: RefSeq, a predicted model, not a curated record
AUGGCGACAGCAAACCCCUCCCACGGCGCCUUCGCCGUCGAGGAACCCAACGGCGCGGAUCCCUUCGUCACGGGCUCGCACGAUGCCCAUAGGCAAAGAUAUGCCGCCUUCGACAACUCGUCGCUAUACGUGAGCGGCUCGCCCGCGCAAGCAGAGCGGGCACUGCAAGCCCAUCUCGCGGAAACGACACGCCGACUACAGGAGACGUCACAUUUGGGCAAUGCACUCGUUCAACAGAGGAAGGAGUUAGAGGAUCGGCUACGGGAGGUAGCAGAACAGAAACAGGCCAACGAUAUCGGUCCGGAGCUUCGCGAGAAACUGAUUGAGCUGGAGAAGGAAUUCAAUGAGGUCGGCAGGGAGACGGCUCGCGCGUUCUUGCCGAAGUCCAGGGUGCCAAGUGGAGAGGCGAACACGGCCACAGGUGCUUCCGAGUUCAUCAGCGAAGGACACCAGUCUCCGACAAAGAUCAGCAUUCCGUCCCGCAAGCAAAGAAAUCAGCAGCCCAGCCGGAUCAAUGACAUUGCUCUAGCUACCGAGAUCUCCACCUCGCUUCUUGCGCAGUUGAAAGACCUGCAAGCUGUACUGCUCGAGAAAGAUGAGGCCCUGAAGGCCGCCAAUCUGGACAGGUCACAGCUAGAGAUCGAGGUUGAAGGACUCUCGCAGCGCAUGCGGACUCUCGAUGAGAGCGAGUCCAGGCUCAAGGACGUGAAUUGGAACUUGGAAACCCAGCUGCGCGACUUUGAAACCCAGACCAAAGCAGCUACGGAUAGAGAGCAGCGCCUGAACCACACUCUCAACCUCGCUAGGUCUGAGAAGGCAACACUUGAGCGAGAGUUUGAAGAGCUGAAGCAGAUGUACUCGAAGAUUAACGACGACCAUCUUCUCAAGGUCAAACAACAUGAGACCGAACUCUCAGGCUUGCGACGAAAUGUCAGCAUGGGAGAGACGGAACGUGGAGCUCUUCAGCGCAAAAUGGAGGAGUUGGCUACACAGAAUCAUGAACUCGCACGAGCUGUCCAGCACCGCCUGCGUGCGGAAGAGCAAGGUUCUGCCGAAGACACCUCUCCGGAUGAGAAUCCAGACGGUGGCAACACCAUCACGCCUGAACACUCACCUCCUCCAUCGCCAAUCAAGCCUACCCCUCGUCAUGGACAACUCGAAUCUGAAACCCUCAAGCACUCUCUGCACCAUGCUCACCGUAUGAUCCAACAGCUCAAGAACAACAUCCAUCGCGAGAAGACCGAAAAAAUUGAGCUCAAGCGAAUGCUUCAGGAUGCCCGUGAUGAGCUUGAGUCCAACCGCAAUGCUCUACCUGGACCCGGCAGUGCUAGCAAGCGCAGGAAGAACGAUAAGGACGUUUUCAAAAAGCCUGCAAGACCUGACCGCCUCGGCGCCCUUCGACACGGAAGCCAAGAGAUUGUGGCCUUGGAUGACGAUGAGUGGGAAGAGCACGAUGGUGUACCUCCCACGCCAAGCAGAGCACCUCGACCAGUCGAGUCGGUGCCUGGCGCCUGGGGAGGCUUUAGUUCUGCUGCGGAGACCAGUGCUAACGAGGGCUUUGAGACGGCCAAUGAGACCUCUGAUGCCGCGUUCGAGACCGCUAACGAGCGUGAUGGAACCACGACAGAGACUGAUGCUUUCCAGACCGGAGCAGAGACGCUUGAUGGCGACAGCAGCGAUGAUCUUACAGAGACUGAGGCCGGGCCAGCCACGGGGACAAUCCGACAACGACCAUCAUCCCUGGCAAUGGCACAUCACGACUCAGAGAUGAGGACGCCUGUGCAGCCUCAAAGUUCUCGCUUCAGGAAGGUUCGCCAGGGUUCGAACCUGAGAGGCUCGCCUGCAAGAAGGAGCUUUGAUGAUGGUAGCGCCGCGGAAGGCACGCCAACUCGUUCCACCUUCAGGAGACCGCCAAUGGUUGAUUCUGGCAUGAUGACAGAGCCGUGGAGCCCACCUCCGGUGCAACAUACCGAGCCCCAAAGCGCAGUUCUCCCGUCUUUCACUAUGUCGGGUCUUGCAACGCAGGGCACAGAGCCACGAUCUGCACCGGUCCCUUCGCUGGAGCUGUCAACGUAUGCUACUCAAGACACGACGCCACACACGGUACCUGCUCCCUCCCUGGGCAUAUCACGUAUGCUCUCUCUUCUGUCUGAACAGAACACCGUUCCUCGCUUUAAUGCUCCCACUCCGUUGCAGGUGUCUUCUGUUUCCGCGCAAGAUACUACGCCCCAAUCGGCUCUCCCGCCCUCGCUCUACAUGUCUAACGUAUCGAGCCAAGGUACUGUGCCUCAGUCUCCUUCACCACCUUCGCUCUUCAUGUCUAAUGUGUCGGGCCACGGAACUGUGCCGGAGUCCCCUUCACCGCCAUCGCUCAAUAUGUCAUCAUUUGCGGUUCAAGGAACGGAACCAACGUCACCUGUCGUGGCACGAGCUGCUCCCGCGGUGUUCGUUGAGUCUCGCUCCUCGAGCGGAUCCCAUGAGAUCAGCUCAAGGGAGGCACAUGUAGAGGAGAAACCUCAAGUCCCAAUAGGCUUGUCAUCGCUAUCGAGCCAACACUCUAUUCCAACCGAAGCACCACAAUUACCUCCUUUGAGCUUGUCUGGACUGUUCUCUCAAGGCACCGUCCCAGUCGAGUCUCCGCGACCUGCGCCAUCGCAGCUGUCAACGGUUGCUGCUCAAACCACUGCUCCCCAAGAUGUACCUCCGACGGUGCCGAUGGCAUCGCGACCGCCGCCAUCAAGCAUCUCGUCCUUGUUCCAGCAACAUACGGAACCAGCUGCACCAGAGCGGAUGCCGUCUCAAUUCUCUUCGGUAUCACACCAAGUCACGGAACCCUCAGCAGCUGCGGCCUCCGCAUUAUCGCAACACUGGUCUCUGGCUACUGAACCGGUGCAAUUGCCGCAGCCAUCUCCGCCACAGUUGUCUGUCGUAACUCACCAGACGACUGCUCCUUAUGAGCCAGAACGCCGACUAUGGGAUGUCGGAGCGAUAGCCACUCAGCACACGGAGCCUGUCAACGCACGUGAAGUUGUUCUACCUGAGCAUCAGUUCUCAGACGUCACUAUACUGCACAACACACAGCCAGAGUCGCCAACGUUGCCCGAAUUCCUUCCAAGCCCAAGCAGACCAUCGACUGCCAAUCGCGUACCUCCCACGAUAUCGUUCUCGACUAUUGUGGCCAAUGAGACUGAACCAGAAAUUCCCUCAAGGCCGCAGACCGCUCAUCGCGCGAUUCCGAUACCAAUCAUCACUUCAUCCUCUGGAGCUCAGACCGAAAUUGCCCAAGAACAGCGGCCAAUCAGCAAGGACGGCCGCGUACCGUUGGGCCAGAUAUCGUCGAAUGUGCCCAGAGAGCGCAGUCUUGAGGAUGGCUACCCCUUCCCCAAGCAAUCACUUGGUGCAACUUCUGAUGAGGGGACCCAGACAAUGGUAUCUGCAGAGCAAAUAGAUAGGCUCCUCCUUGCACGCAGCCAGCGCUACUCUGGCACCAUUGCCGGGGCUGGCGUUGAGAAGGCCGUGUCACCGCCUGCAUCCCCUAGCAGGCGCAAUUCGAACGAAGUUGGUCGUGCUCCUCGACGCCCAGGAAGCUCCUCGAGCAUGCGCUCGCGCACUGGCACUCCUCCACCUCUCCCAGCAGAUCACAAGCAAGUCAUUGCCGCAGCUGCUCUGAAGUCGCCGCCACCGCUGUUGACUCCUACCACUCCGAACGCAACAGGCACCAUGGGGCCGCCCAUUAUGCCGGCCUCUGCGUACAAGAACCGACCAUCGACCCCGUCGAUCAGGACGAAAGCCAUCGCUACGAGCCCCAGAGCUGGCGCUACCACGCCACGGCCCAGGCAUAACUCACAGACCCGGAGCGGCGCUACUUCACCUGUCACCCGCCGAUCUUCAAUGUCAUCAUUCAGCUCUGAGAUCGAUCACCGUUUCAACAUACCUGCAGGCAUGACUUUCAGCCAGACUGGUCUGGAUCCGAGCAUGACAGACCCGCGCAUGAUCCAGGCCAUUACGCAGACCAUGUGUGGUGAGUUCCUUUGGAAAUACACAAGGAAGGCAGGACGCGAGACCAUGUCCGAGACCCGUCACCGUCGCUUCUUCUGGGUGCACCCGUACACACGCACCCUGUACUGGAGCGAGCAUGACCCCCAAACUGCCGGAAGAGCGCAGCUGAAGGCAAAGAGUGUGGCUAUAUCGGAGGUGCACGAAGUCUCAGACGAUAACCCUCUGCCUCCAGGUCUCCAUAUCAAGAGUUUGGUAGUCGUCUCACCUGGACGAACUAUUAAAUUUACGGCGACCACCAGCCAGCGCCACGAGACCUGGUUCAACGCGCUUCUCUAUCUGCUCAAGCGAACUGAGGAUGGUGACGAAGGUCAGCCUUCUGAGCCUAAUGAGAUACAGAGCGAGUUCAAUGGAGGAUAUAGGAGUUCCUCACGUCAAACGGGUCGCUCGCGAGCUUCUCAUGCGACAUACAACUCCCGACGCACUUCAUCUCCCUACCAUGCUGAGGUACCUACGCUCAGGCAGUCACACGUUACAAACCAAAGAUCGGCAUCAACGGAACCCGGGCAACAAAGCUCUGUUGGUGCCAGGUUCAGUACUAUGCUUCGCUCUAGCUCAGCCAUGCGGGGAUCGUUUUCGAGCAGAUUCAGCAAAGCAAGUGUACAAGAAGCUGUUCCGUACGAGGAGCCGAGCAAUUCAGCUGCAGACCUUAGUCGGGAGCUGGUCGAGUCGAAUCAGCGUGCCGCAGACCGCUUGGUGGACGUGAGAGCCUGCUGCGACGGCAAACAUCACGUCGGGCAGCUCCACGCUCAUUCGUUCAAAGGUCGACACGGCAGCUUCCACUCGAGGCCCUCGUUCAUUGGUUCCGUGAGCUCCCGUUCCCAGUCGCGAACAGAGUCACGCAAUGAGUCACGCAAUCAGACGGAGCUGGAAAGGCAGCACUCUUCUACGGGUUAA